This is a messenger RNA of Melampsora larici-populina 98AG31, 1700 nucleotides long. RefSeq lists its product as uncharacterized. Gene Ontology annotation, biological process: sphingosine biosynthetic process. The record is from RefSeq and is a predicted model, not a curated record. The transcript has 2 exons. The coding region runs from base 1 to 1506 and encodes 501 amino acids. Lineage: Eukaryota; Fungi; Basidiomycota; Pucciniomycetes; Pucciniales; Melampsoraceae. Gene Ontology annotation, cellular component: intracellular membrane-bounded organelle; membrane; cytoplasm.
AUGACUGAAAUGGCCAAAGAUGCAAGAAGCGACCAUCAGGGAGACGAACGAGAUUACCUUUUUUACGUUCUUCCAUCUUCCAAUCUCACUAAUAGUACUACUGCCGGUGGUCUUUGUUGGCUAGAAGCUUCCCAGGAGUGCGAGACCAAGAAUGAUACCAAUCCGAACGAAGUCAGAUUAGCUCUUCCAAAGCUAGUCACUGCACCACCCUCUCAUCAUGCAAUCAACAUCGUCUCCGAAAAGAUUAUUCCAUUCGUUCAACCUUCAGCAGACAGUCUUGAUACUUCAACGUCAGUAGAUUGGCACGUCAUUUGGAAUCCAGCAGCUGGAAAGCGACGAGCAAAGGCUUGGUUGGAACAGCUUGUGAUACCUCUUCUCACUUUUGCUGGCGCUCGUUUCAAGGUUCACGAAACAUCCUUACCAACGACCAACGACAGCAAAAAUAAAAAUGUUCAUCAAGACAUCUUUAGUCUUACGCCCGAUCAAGCCAAGCCAAUCGAUCGAGGUCACCCAAAGGUGAUCCUCAUGGGUGGUGACGGAACAACUUACGAUUUUCUAAACCAGAUCACUACUUAUGAUCCUAGCACCGGCAAACCGAUCAUACCAUCCUUCGAACUGCUCAUCAUACCUCUUGGGACCGCCAAUGCUCUCUUCUUCUCAGCUCAUCCCUCAGCUUCAGACCUCAAUAAACCGCGAAACGUCCUCAGAAGCUUACUUCUAGCUCUCUUCUCAACUACCGCCCCACCAAGCGAGCAAGUUUCAAAGACUCUCCAGCUUGCUCAUGUUAGGGUCUUUGACAGUGAUCACCAACUUACACAUCAAGCUAUAGCCCAUGUUGUUAUCUCGACCGCACUUCAUGCUGCAAUUCUUCAUACUGCUGAUCAACUACGUGAUAGUCCCGAAUUCGAAGGUUCCUCGCGAUUCUUCGAGGCUUUCAAACGUAAUAACACUAGGCUCUGGAAGGCUAGCUUACUGCUACUACCGAUCACUUCACCAGACUCUGGAUCAUCAAGCUCGAUCCUUCGUUACGAGCCUGAUGAUGAAAAGUUCAUUACGAUCUCUGAAUCAGAUCAAGAUACUUUGAUGGAAGGAGAAUUUAGUUACUUUACUUCAUGCUUGAUCGAUCGACUCGAAGCGAAUUUUGUAAUCGCUCCAAUGCGUUCGAGUCUUACUUACGAAUCUAAUCAUUCGAUUGAUAUAGUAGUCCUUCGUCCUAAGAGAGAUAUUCGAAUGAAAGAUUUGGUAGGAGAUGAAUUAGGAACCGCAUCAGCUCAUCAGGUCACAGAAGUCAUGUCAGGAGCUUCAAAUUCGGGUCAUCAUCUUCAACUCACUCUUCCAGAUGGUCAACCUACAGUAGAGUACUUUCGUUGUGGUGGAUGGGAAUGGAGAUCUUCAAGCCCUGAUCAAGAAGUUUGUAUUGAUGGAAUGUUGAUCAAGAUCCCUGAAAAUGGAUCAGUUCAAUGCGCUGUCAUCAACAAUACCACCCAUCGCGUUAUCAUGUGGUAAACGUCCAGUGACUUUUGAUGUAUAAUUUUCAAUCGGUACGAGGCAGCUGGUAAAUUGUUUCAGCCUGGUCUUCAAGGUGGACUUGUUUUUCUGUUUCAUGGCUUAUGAAUCCAGGUGGUUCUGUUCUCUCAAAUGAGUUUUUGUGUGCAAUGUUUCGAGCCUGAUUGCAAUACUACAUGAAGAUAUACUAGAUG